AUUGUCAUGUAAUGGUUAAGGACAAUGUACAUUGUGUGCAGACUGCAAGCAGGGACAGUAAUAUUAGAUAUGACAGCAUAGCAACUAAAAGGGAGAGCCAGGAGGUAAGGACUCUUCUAGUAAGGACUCUUGCUGCUGCAUUCUUGACUAACUAAAGCUUGUUUAUGCAACACUGGAACAUCCAGACAGUAAAGCAUUAUUCACAUGGGUUUUCAUACAACUUCAAAUUACCUUUAAAAAUUGCUGCUACAAAAAUUACCAUGCAAUUGUUGGUGUUAAGAAUUAAAAAUGAGGAAGUUACCCAUCAGCUAUGUAGGAGGACAUUUAUGCAUUCCAAACUGGGUCAUGUAAUUUCAGGGAAAUCUGCCUCACCUUUUUAAAAACACUGCAGCAUUCCAGGUUUCACAAUCUAACCAGCUAACACAAGAAACAAUCAGCAGCCAACUGAGAACAAGAGACAGCACAAGUCAGAACUGCGUCCUUACACAGACAUUAACUGGAAUGAACCAAGAAGCAACAAAAUGGCAAACAGCACCGAAACACAAACAGAUGUCCAUUCUCAGGCAGAAUCAAACUUAGUUGAGGAGCUGUUGUGUAGACUUGGCCUUGGGAAUAAAUAUGAAGACAAACUUACCAGCGGAUACUUUCUUGAAAUAUCUAAAAUCACAGUACAAGAGCCUAGUAGAGAGAAUGAACUGGUUCAUGCUUUCAUGCAACGUCUGCUCACUGGAGAUUACACAGCAAGACACAUCUCUGUCACAAAUAAGCCUCCACCAAAAAAGUCCAUAUCAAGAAAAGGUAGUUUUGCUGAUUUUAAAAAUUUUAAAAAAUGUACUGUAAAUACCAAAAGAACACAGACCCAGAUUAACCCAAUGGAUGUUCAGAUGGCAGUGUUCCUUUGUGCAGAUGAUUUUCUUAGACAAAUCAUGGUGACUAAACUGGCACAGUGUCAGUAUGCGAUCCCUCUGCUGGUACCCAAUCCCUUUAGCAGGAAAAUUGAAUUUCCUCUCUGGUCAAUGCGUAAAAUCAACAAGAGCUGGAAGUCGACUGAUGCUUCAGGAAAAAUCAUCAGCAAGACUGUGCCUGUUUACAAAGCAGAAACUCCAAUGGUGGCAUUCUUCAGGCUUGGGUCUGUUUCCUCAUCCAAGUCUCAGCUGAUCAACAACCUGAUUAAUGAAAAGCACAACACAUUUUUCCACAGAAACUGUCCAGGCAGCAGCAAAAACCGUCUACCGAUGGAUGGAGUGGUGGAGAUCGCCUGGUACUGUCCAUCUGGGAAAAGCUCUGAUCAUUUCACUGAAUGCGUUGCUUUCUGUAAUCUUCAUGGUGAUUCCAGCAGAGCUGUAACUCAAACAGAGAUACUUACUACCAUGGCCUCUGUAAAUGUUAUACUGUUGCCUAAGUUUGAUGAUGAUAAUGAUAAUAAUAUGAGAAUUGUACAGGAUCUUUACGACUCACUGACACCUCUCAUUGUUCUAACUGAUGAAGAAGAUGAUAAUGAAGAUCCUAUGUGUGAAUUUCAAAAAGGAAAAUACAGCCUGGGAAUAAAAAACAGAAGUGAUCCUAAUGUGUCUGGUCUACUCAGAGAUAUGAUCAAGAACUGUUUCUUACAAACAUCUGUGACCUUCAACCUUAAAAAAAUGACCAACUACUCAAAGCUCAGUGUGGAUGAGAACAAUGAGGCCUGUCGGAGAGGAAAGGAAGCUGCACAAAAUACAAUGCGUGUUCUAUAUGGAAAAGAUCCACUGACAGUAAAAGAGAAAUAUCUGCCCUGCCAGGGAAAACUGUGGCAUGACUGGUGCGAGAAGAGCAAAAGCUUACGGCGACUUCAAAGUACCGACAUAGAAACAGAGCUCAGCAAAAAGCAAACUGAAAUGAAGGAAAUAAGACGGAAACAGCAGGAACAUGGCUUCAGUGGACUCAUGGAGUUAUUUGUUGGAUGUUUAAUAUCACUGUCAGUCAAUGAGAGAAUGUAUUUCCUCAGCUGGACUGGAAUUUGCCUGGAUGAGUUCACUUCAGAGAAACUCUCUACCAUCCGACAAGAAUAUCACCAAAAAUGGACAGAUGUGUUGGCCUUGAAAAAAAAACAUGACAAAGCUGAAGGAGAAGCAAAUCCGGACAAACUGAAGGCUGAACAAUCAAACUUAGAAAAAAUAUCAAAAGAACUGAAUGCUGCCAACUUUGGCUUGGAGCACAUACUGAGAGAGAUGGGUCAGAUUUAUGAAGCCUCAGUCUCAGAAGAAAAGAGCAUGACCAGGAAAGAGCUUGGAAACUGGUCUUACCUGCCUGAACUUGCUGCUAAACUCAUGAUAUCUGGACAACCAAUGGAGCUGAUGGAUGGUGAUACAGAUUAUGUUCCUCUAACCUGGGUUACAGCUGUUUUAGAUGAAGUCACCAAGAUACUGGGAGAUCAGAGAGUUUUUGUGCUGUCAGUUUUGGGAAUUCAGAGCUCUGGGAAAUCUACCAUGCUGAAUGCCAUGUUUGGGCUCCAGUUUGCAGUCAGUGCAGGCAGAUGCACCAGAGGAGCCUUUAUGAAGCUGGUUAGAGUUUCUGAGGACAGGAAGGAAGACCUGAGGUUUGACUACAUAUUGAUGGUUGAUACUGAAGGUCUCCGAUCUUUAGAGAUGUCUGGAAACAUCAUCCAUCAUGACAAUGAACUUUCCACAUUUGUGGUAGGAUUAGGAAAUGUGACUCUGAUUAACAUCUAUGGAGAGAACCCUAAUGAAAUGCAGGAAAUACUUCAAAUUGUUGUUCACGCAUUCCUGAGGAUGAAGCAGGUCAGAUUAAACCCCAGUUGCAUGUUUGUGCAUCAGAAUGUUUCUGAUAUUGCAGCUAGAGAGAAAAUCAUGGAUGGAAGGAGACAUUUGCAGGAAACACUGGAUAAAAUGACUAAACUAGCAGCUAAAGAUGCAGACUACAGUGCAGAAAAUUUCACUGAUGUAAUUGCAUUUGAUGUAGAGAGUGAUGUGAAGUACUUUGCACAGCUCUGGGAGGGUUCUCCACCCAUGGCACCACCAAACCCAUGCUACAGCGCGAAUAUUCAGGAACUAAAGAGAGAUAUCCUUUCCCGUGCAUCAACUACAAAUGGCCUGAAAUUAUCACAGUUUCAAAAACGUGUGAAAGACCUGUGGAAUGCUCUACUGGAUGAAAAUUUUGUGUUUAGUUUUAAGAAUGCACAAGAGAUAUCAGUGUACAGGAAACUGGAGCAGGAGUAUGGGAAAUGGACCUGGAGUCUGAGGAGUGCCAUGAUGACUAUAGAAGACAAAAUGCUUAAUAGAGUAGUCAGUGGAAUCGUAGAAACAGUUCAGAGGCGAGACCUUGCAAGAGAAAUGACAGGAACUCUACAGAAUGUCCAAAAUGCAUUCAACCGAUAUUUUGAAGAAGACAACGAAAAGGAAAUAAUGAUUCAGUGGAAAUGCAAAUUUGAGACACAAAUCCAGCACCUCCAUGAUGAUCUAAUAGAGGAAGCAAAGAGAAAAGUGGAUGACAGCAUUCAGCAGAAAAGCAUUAGACAAAACCUUGAUAAGCAACGUGUGAACCACGAGAAGACACUCUUUGAAAAGAGCAAAGAGCUCGCUUUAAAACUUAAAAGGAAGCAUAACAAGGAAAUACAUGCAAAAGUAGAAUUUGAUUCUAUGUGGGGAAAAUGGGUCUCUGAAUUAGCUGAACAAGCUCCAAAAAUCAAAGAUGUUAACAUCUCAAAGGACAUAACUGAAGUUCUGGGAGAGGUCUACAGACAUGACUUGGUUUCAAAUCGAAAGCGUUCUUCAGAAUAUAAAAUAAUUGAAAGGGUCAGUGAUUACACCAGCUAUGUCCCAACUAACAAGAGCAUAUUGAAAAGAUUAUUUAUAUUUUGGUCUGGAAAUUCUCUUACACCAGAGAUAAACAAAUCAAUACGUGAUCUAAUUAUUAAGGUCACUGAACAAACCAAAAGAAAGGUGGAGUCAUUUCCAUUCUCAGCACAGGGAUUCAGUUCACAUUACAUUCAAUCCAUUGCAGAUGAUGUCAAAACACAGGUGCAUGAAUUUGAAGCACAAUUCAAGAAAAGUCUAAACUUAUUUGAUGAUGCCUCUGUCUUUAACCAAGAUUUCUAUGUAGAUCUCUCACUUUAUGUGUGUGACCAGUCAGCAAAACGCAUCUCAGAGCUGCACAAAAAAUUCAAAGAAGCAAAUGAUCCACUUAUUUACUUUGAAAAGAAAAGGGCUGAGUAUUUCAACAUCUUUCAGAAAUACUGGGAGGGAGCAACAUCAGCAGCUAUACUUGGAGACCAGGUUUGCAGUAAAGUGAAAGAAGCGAUUCUGCAGAGUGUCUACAACAUGAUCACUAAAUUUUUGUGUGGACAGAUGAGAGGGAAGCCACCAUUUAAUAGGAACAGAGCUGAUCUGGAAAAACACAUUCUGAAGUCUUUGGCAGAGCAGGAGGGAAAUAAGGAUGAGAAGUUUGAAAACUACUUAACAUACAUGUACAAUCCUAGGGCUCACUUUGAAGAUUUCAUCAAGGCCAGAGUUAAAGAGUUCAUGGCAGCUGAAAACCCUCAAGCAGUUUCUGCCAUUAAAACAUACAUUGACAACAAACAGAGAAGCAUCAUAAGUGCUGUAAAAAUAGCAACAGAUGAAGUCAAACAUGUCAAUGGUGAUGCAAAUCAGUGGCUGGAAUGUUUUUCCAACAGCCUUGCAGAUGAGUUAGGACAUACUAGAGUUCACUUAUGCAAUGAAGAGUAUAAGGAUUGCGUUGACUAUGAUGUUCUUGUGGAUGUUAUAAAGAAAGAACUCUUGGCUGUUGUUGAAGAGCUAAAAAAAAGCCUCAGUAAGAUUUCUGACUUCACCAUGGAGAAGUUCAGAAAAAGACCUGAUGAGAUUCUAAUCAAACACUUCUGCAUGUGCUGCUGGGAGCAGUGUCCUUUCUGUGGAGCCGUCUGUACCAACAGCCAAAAAGACCAUCCUGGAGAUCACAAUGCUGAUUUCCAUCGCACAGCUGGAAUGAAUGGAAUGUUUUAUAGGAGUACAACAGAACUCUUCAUCGACUUUUGCACAACAGCAGUAGCAAGUAACAAGUUUUUUUAUCCAUCAAGCAAAUCUAGGUUUUGUCACCCUUUUAAACAGUACAGGAAAGCAGGUGGGAAGUAUGAAAAAUGGGGCAUCUCCACUGAUUUGUCUGAGCUGGCUUACUGGAAAUGGUUUGUUUGUGAAUUUCAGAAAAAUCUUGAAAAGCACCAUAAAAAAAUAUUUUGUGGUAAAGGGCAGAUUCCUGCUAAUUGGAAAACUUAUAGCCAGUCAGAUGCUGUUAAAAGUUUAGGAAUAUAUUAAUACAUUUUAAGGCGUUCUGGCACUUUUCUGUGCUUUCUGACAACCCAUGACACAAAACAUCUGUAUCUGAUGGAAGAGCAGCCACAGUCCAGCUUAUCCUAAUGAGAAGGCUUAAGCCACAUCCACAUAUCAAAAUGCUGUCCUCUACAACACAUUCAUGCUCCUCAGCUUCAAGAUCAAUGCGUUCAAGAUCAAAUUCUAGCUUUAUGUACUAGCGUCAUAGCGGCUGCUAAUUCAUUUAACAAGACAUUUAGUCUUUAAUAAGACAACAGUUUUCAAGAUAUUUUUUUGCAUGUAUGUUAUUUGGGAUUAAUGUAUUAAUAUGUGAGUGACUUUAUUUUAUUGCAUAUAGGAAACUUAAGUUUACUGAUUUGUCAAUGAUUCUCAUAACGUUUGUGUGUAAAGUGGAUAUAAAAAGUCUACACACCCCUGGGAUGUAAAAAAUUAAACCAAGGUAAAUCAAAUCAUUUUCAAACUUUAUAUUUAUAUAGAAACCAACAAAAUGCUACUAUUGUUUUUCUUUUUCUUCCUUUCCCUUAAAUGUUUAUAUUUCCUUUUUUUCGUGAAUUUUUCACUUGAAUUUUUUUGGUUGCAUUUUCUUAAAGUUGGACACAAAGACCUUUUCACAAAGACCUGUGACUUUUAACAAGUGCGUGUAAACUUUUUAUAUCCGCUGUAACUGUAUUAUGAAGAGGCUGUUCCAGCAAUUACAUAUUUUGAAAUUAUGCCAGUGAUUAUUUUAACAGAUAUGUUAUCUAAUAGUCAACAACAAAGUAGUAACAAAUUUAUAAACUGAUUACUCUGCUAAUAAAUCUGUCUCCAAAACUUUACUUGUAGCUUCACUAUUUGUUCAGUAGAUGGAGGAGCUGAGACAGUUAAUCUACAUGUCAGUACAUGAAAGGGUUAAAAUGUGAUUUCAACUUUCUGAGUUGCUGCCUUAAAUAUAUAUUUAUGCAUUUCAUUUUUCUUUUCAUUCAUGAUUUGUUAUUAUACUGUAAGUUUAGAUGUAUUACAUUUCUGAUUGCUAUAGAAAACCUUCUGAACCUUCUGAGAAAUAAGAACUGUAAUACUUUGUGUUGGACGUGUAAUACUUUUAAUCAUUUUGCUAUAAUUACCAAUGGUAUUCAUUAUAUAAUGUAGUAGUAGUAAUCCAGUGGUGGUUCGUCCAUAAGGGCAGGUUGUGCUGAACCCCACUGUUUAUAUCAACCAUUUAAGAAAACAUUAAUCUUCAAGUCCUCAUUCACAACUCCAUAUAUUUUAAACUACAUUUAAAUACUAAUGAUCUCUUAUGAAUGACCAACGAGUUUAUAAAUGUUGGUAUUUGACAGAUAUAAGCAGAUGUUCCAUUGAUUUGCUCACCUUUCUAGAUAUUGUGCAAUCAUUGUACAACAUGCUCACUGCCCCAUUUAGAGUUAUUAUUGCAGCUAGUGGACAAAAAUGAGAAAUAUAAUAAGAACUAAUAGAGGUCUACUGGGGCACAAAUCCUGCUGUCACACAGUCAGUUAAAGACAGGGCUGCCAGAUUGGGCUAGUUUAAAAUGCUCUGUGGCCACCAACAUCUUGUUUUACAGCAAAUACAGAACCAUUUCUAUUGUAAGAUAUGGCCAAAAGUAUGCGGACACCUGACCAUCACACCUAUAUGAGCUUGUUGGAGAUCCCAUUCCAAAACCAUGGGCAUUGAUAUGGAGUCAACAAUCCCCGCACCCUGCCCUCAUCACCAAGCAACAGCAACACUUUUGUACUUCCAAAACCCAGAAAAACUGAACAGGAACUGUUUACAAAAAUUAGAGAUUUUGGAUUGAAUGAAAUAAAAGCAGCUUCUCCGCACACCAAUAGCUUUGUCUUCACUUAAUUCACAACUAAAUUCACAAUACUUCACACUCUCUGUUAAUAAUCACUCUCAUUAACACUGAUCUGCACUCAGACCGGAUGCCCUCACACCCGACACAU
This is a messenger RNA of Pangasianodon hypophthalmus (striped catfish), 7255 nucleotides long. Its product is annotated as interferon-induced very large GTPase 1-like. NCBI's taxonomy places the organism in Eukaryota, Metazoa, Chordata, Actinopteri, Siluriformes, Pangasiidae. The transcript has 3 exons. Gene Ontology annotation, molecular function: GTP binding. Bases 522 to 5306 code for a protein of 1594 amino acids. The record is from RefSeq and is a predicted model, not a curated record.